Messenger RNA from Lotus japonicus, 1398 nucleotides. Its product is annotated as pseudo histidine-containing phosphotransfer protein 6. The record is from RefSeq and is a predicted model, not a curated record. Gene Ontology annotation, molecular function: histidine phosphotransfer kinase activity; protein histidine kinase binding. Gene Ontology annotation, cellular component: cytoplasm; nucleus. Lineage: Eukaryota; Viridiplantae; Streptophyta; Magnoliopsida; Fabales; Fabaceae. Gene Ontology annotation, biological process: phosphorelay signal transduction system; phosphorylation; cytokinin-activated signaling pathway. The transcript has 4 exons. The coding region runs from base 161 to 601 and encodes 146 amino acids.
CACAAGAGACCAAAAACAAACAAAGUGUGUGCGUGUGUGUGUGUGUGUGUGUGCACAAACUCAGUUUAAUUAACUUCAUUGGUUAGUGUUGUUUCAGUUAGGCAAAACGGGUCUCCCUUUGUGGCUGCUUGGUUUGGGUGCAGACCUCUUGUGGGUCGACAUGAAUCGCCUGCUUGCAUUUCUCUUCCACCAGGGAGUAUUGGAUGCGCAAUUCUUGCAGCUUCAACAGCUGCAAGAUGAGACUUCCCCCAACUUCCUCUCUGAAGUUGUCAACAUUUACUUCCAUGAAUCAGAAAAGCUUCUCAGGAAUCUCAGAGGAUUGCUAAUGGAGAGGGAGUUCUCAGAUUACAAGAAAAUUGGAAAACAUUUGAAUCAGUUCAUGGGUAGCAGCUCAAGCAUUGGUGCCAAGAGAGUCACCAGCGUCUGCAUUGCCUUUCGUGCAGCUACUGACCACAACAACCGUGCAGGAUGUUUACGAGCAUUGGAGAUGCUGGAGCAGGAGUAUUGCUAUCUUAAGAACAAAUUGCAUGAACUAUUCCAAAUAGAGCAGCAACGUGCUUUGGCAGCAGGAGUGAGAUACCCUCUGCAGCAGAAUCAAUGAUUCAAAAUGAGUUUUUUUUUCUUUUUUUCUUUUUUUUUCCCGCUCUUUUAAUUUUUUCUUCUUUGUGGCUUUGCAAGCUAAGUGGACUGGGCGAGCCCCUAGAGGGGCAACGCCCAGCAUGUAUCCCGCCCUGAGGCGGGGCCCUGACCUUCAGAUGGGCCUUGAUCUCGGAGGCCCAAUUGGCCCAAUAGGUAGUACCCAAGCUCUAUAAAUAGGAGGUAGUUAUCAAUUGUAGGGGACUUUUUGGCUCAUUUGAUAAAAUAACACAUGAAAUUCAGCAUUCUCUCUCUUACUCUCUCUCCCUAGCACAAUCUCUCUACCCUUUGGUACUAUACCUUCCCUCAAUGUUCAUUCCCAGAACAUUUGGCGCCGUCUGUGGGGACUCGAAAACUUUCUACUCCCAUUCACGUGGAUUGAUUGUGCAUGAAGUUACCUCUGAUUGUGAUUAGGCAAUUCUCUGGUUUUCUGAUUUUGAUUCUCCGAUCGAGUUUGCAUCGUUUCUGGUUUGGAUGGAGACUCGACGCAGGAGGCAGCAUCAUUCACCAAUGCGACAGCGGAUUUCGCCGCCUCGGCGGCCUCAUCGUGUGGACCUGGAUUCUCCGGUACGAACGACUGGAGUACAGUCGCCUUCUCCUCUUCCAUCACCACCACCUCCUCCAUCGCCUUCACAGGUGGGAUCUCUGGAGCGCUCACCAGAGAAUUCACCUGCUCCGGAGCAACAGCCGGCGGUGACACAGGAGCAAUGGCGCCAUUUGAUGCGCAGUAUUGGCAACAUCCAGCAGCGGAAUGAGCAUCUA